Molecule: messenger RNA, 1361 nt
Organism: Notothenia coriiceps (black rockcod)
Lineage: Eukaryota; Metazoa; Chordata; Actinopteri; Perciformes; Nototheniidae
Gene: fam131ab
Product: family with sequence similarity 131 member Ab
Exons: 2
Source: RefSeq, a predicted model, not a curated record
ACAGGUGUGGCGGAGCAGUUUGCCAUAGCGGAGGCGAAGCUGAGAGCCUGGUCCUCUGUGGACGGAGACGAGUCCAACGACGACUCGUACGAUGAGGACUUCCUGCCUAACAACGAGCCCAGCACACAGAGCACAGACCUGUCCUCGUAUCCUCCCUACCUGAAGGACCUGAUCCAGAGCCAGCUUUGCCAACACCUGAGUCUGAGAGGAGGAGGUGGAGGUGGAGGAGGAGGAGGAGGAGGUAGUGGAGAAGGAGGAAGUGGAGGAGGAGGAGAAGGAAGUGGAGACCCCUCCCCCACCGCUGGCUCCCCGGACACCCUGUGCUCCAGCCUCUGCAGUCUGGACGACCAUCUUCCUCUUCUGAGAGAUCUGAAUGGCGGCCAUCGAGGAAACUACAGCACCGCCGCCGAGCUCGCCGCCAAAAUCCUGUCCGCGCUGCAGGGGGGGGAGGAGCUUCUGCUGGCACGCCUCCAGAGAGCAGGAAGUGGAGGAAGUGGAGGAAUACGGCCAUGUGGAGGUCAGGGUUCUCCGUGUUACUCCAUGUCUUACUCCGAGACGUACCUGUCCCCCGGGGAGGACGAGGAGGACGACACCCCCUGCAAGGACUAUGAAAACACCGGGUGCCAGGUGGAGGGGGAGGGAAAUGGAGGAGAGGAAGGGGAGGUAUUCCCCCCCGAAUAUGUCCCGCGCAGGAGGGUCUCUGACGUGGCGUCCUCCGGGGUGGUGUCACUGGACGAGGAGGAGGAGUUGGAGGAGGAAGAGGAGAGAGCAGGAGACGAGCAGUGACUCCUUUCCUCCCCCCUCAGAGUUUAACCCCCUCUUCAGAAGAAUGUGUUGUUUCGUUGCCCCCCCCCUUCUCCAUCACAGUCUAGUUGCCAGCAGUGUUGGACCCAUGGCAUGUUGAUCACCCCGAAGGGUUAUGAUGGAAAUGUAGAGUGAGGGUCCCCAGCACGUAGAACCUGCCGGAUGUUAACUUGCAUGUUGAGCGAUUUGCACAAUUAGCAUAGUUGCAAUAAUAAGCGUUUGCAGACGUUAGUUUCAAAUCGUUUUUUUUGACAAUUUGGACAAUUUAGUUGUGGUUUUGGGAGUUAUUGAGGAUGUUGAAUCCAUUUCUGUUCUCCAGAUGGGUCGAUUUGAAAGCUUUAGGGAACUCAAAACUGCCAUUAAAGAUCUUAAAAAUGCCACAAAUAGAUGUUUAGCUAUUUUCUGCUUAUUAAUGCUAGUUAACGCAACUUAUAAAAUGUCCAACAUAUGUUAGCAUCCGGCACUUUCUCUGUGCUUUAGGGCUGCAACAAACGACUCAUUUGAUAAUCGAUUAAUCCAUCGAUUAAUGAAACGAUGAAUCGACUAUUCGGACUAUU